Selaginella moellendorffii is the source of this 2299-nucleotide messenger RNA. RefSeq names its product probable inactive receptor kinase At2g26730. The record is from RefSeq and is a predicted model, not a curated record. The transcript is spliced from 2 exons. Gene Ontology annotation, molecular function: protein binding; protein kinase activity; ATP binding. Lineage: Eukaryota; Viridiplantae; Streptophyta; Lycopodiopsida; Selaginellales; Selaginellaceae. Gene Ontology annotation, biological process: protein phosphorylation. Bases 130 to 2136 code for a protein of 668 amino acids.
AACGCGCAUUCCACUACUUGUGGGCGCAACGCAAGCGCACCGGGUCUCGCGGCUAUGGAUACCUGGAUGGGAUCGAUUUGACUGGGUAAAGGAGGAAUCCAACAGUGGAGGGAGAGGUAUAGCUAUGCAAUGAGGAAGAAAAAGGAGGAGGUGGAAGUGGUGGUGGUCUUGCUGCUGGUGGCGGCGGUGGUGGCGAGCCUGGGAGAUUUAUCCCAGGACAGAGAUGCGCUGCUAGAUUUUUACAAUGCAGUUGGGAGCGCGAGCAGCAACCGGCGGCUGGGCUGGAACAGGAGCGCUGGCGCGGGUCCCUGCGAUUGGCGCGGGAUCGAGUGCUCCUCCACUGGAAUCACCAGGAUUCGACUGCCCGGGGUGGGUCUCGCUGGAAGCGUCCCUCCCGGUAGCCUCUCCUCGCUGACGAGCUUGCGGGUUCUCAGCCUCCGCUCCAACCGGCUGGGCGGUCCCUUCCCCGAUCUCCGCAACUGUUCCCAGCUCCGCGCGCUCUAUCUCCAGGACAAUCGCUUCUCCGGCCGGCUCCCCCCGGAUUUCAGCCUGUGGCCGCAGCUCCUCCACAUCAAUCUCGCCUACAACGCGCUCAAUGGCAGCAUUCCCACCUCCAUCAACAGCCUCACUCGCCUCACCACGCUCAACCUCGAGAACAACACGCUGUCCGGGGGCCUGGCGCCGGAGCUCUCCCUCCCCAGGCUGGUGAGAUUCAGCGUCGCCAACAACAAUCUCUCCGGCCCAGUGCCACAGCGCCUCCAGGGAUUCUCCUCGGCCGCCUUCGAUGGCAACGUUCUCAUCUGCGGCCCUCCACUCAGCAACAAUCCCUGCCCCAUCACCGCUGCCCCUCCGGCCAUCACCCCGGGCAUCCCGCCCCCGGGAAGAAGAAGACGCUCCAGAGGCCUCAGCUCGGGCGCCAUCGCUGGAAUUGUGCUGGGAAGCAUCGCCGCGGCCGUGGUCGCCGCCCUCCUCUGCUGCUUGCUCGUCGCGAGAUCCCGGCGGCAAAGGCGAGCCACUGGAGGAGGAAACAGGCAUGUGACAGUAAGAGCUCGAGCUCAAUCCAGCUUCAAGCCCAGCGCCGGGGCGGUGGCGGCUGGCGGAUCAGGAGGAGAUCACGCGGGCGAUUCCACGUCCAAGGAGGAGGAUCUGUCCAGCUCCCUCCAGGGCGAUCAGCUGGUGGGCAGCAAGCUCGUGUUCUUGGACCCGGCCAGGAGGGGCUCGUUUGAUCUCGAGGACUUGCUGCGAGCGUCGGCCGAGGUUCUUGGCAAGGGCAGCAUUGGAACCACGUACAAGGCAGUGCUCGAGGAUGGCAGCAUUGUGGCGGUGAAGAGGCUCAAGGACGUGACCGCGCCUCCCUCGCAGUUCGAGCACAACAUGCAACUCAUUGGAGGUCUCCGCCACCGGAAUGUGGUGCCACUCCGAGCUUACUACCACUCCAAGGACGAGAAGCUGCUCGUCUCGGACUACAUGCCGCGAGGGAGCUGCUCGGCUCUCCUCCACGGGAACAGAGGAGCUGGGAGGAGUCCCCUGGAUUGGCCAUCGCGUCUCCGGAUCGCCGACGGCGCUGCGAAGGGUCUGGCAUACAUCCACGAGCAAAACGGCGGCACGUUCGUUCAUGGCAGCAUCAAAUCGUCCAAUGUGCUGCUGGCCAAGGACUUCGAGGCGUGUGUGUCGGACGCCGGGCUCGCGCAUCUCCUCACCACCAACGCCGCCGCCACCUCGUCGCGGAUGCUCGGCUACCGGGCGCCCGAGGUGCUGGAGACGCGCAAGGUGACGCAAAAGUCGGACGUUUACAGCUAUGGAGUGCUGCUGCUGGAGCUGCUCACUGGGCGAGCCCCGACGCAGGCGUCGCUUACCGACGAGGGGAUUGAUCUGCCGCGAUGGGUCCAGUCGGUGGUGCGCGAGGAGUGGACGGCCGAGGUGUUUGAUCUGGAGCUCAUGCGCUACCACAACAUCGAGGAGGACCUGGUGCAAAUGCUGCAGCUAGCUUUGAGUUGUACGUCGGUGGCGCCGGAGCAGCGGCCCAGCAUGAGGCAAGUGGUGGAGACGAUCGAGCAGCUGAGGCGUGCCAGCAGUAGCGAUGGUGGUGGUGGCGGCGGUGGUAGUGGUAGUGGCACUGGCGAGGACACAUCCUGAUUCAUUCCUUAGGCCUGAUCGAACUCCAUUGUUUUGUUCCUUUACUCGGGGUGUUGCAUAAGAUCUUUCGAUCAUUGUUGUCAUCAAUCGCCAUCAUCCAUGUAGAACACCUGGGAUUGGAUUGUUUACAUUGGAUUUUGAAAAAACCUGUCUUUUUGUUCAA